Molecule: messenger RNA, 813 nt
Organism: Anopheles coustani
Lineage: Eukaryota; Metazoa; Arthropoda; Insecta; Diptera; Culicidae
Exons: 1
Coding region: 1-813 (270 amino acids)
Source: RefSeq, a predicted model, not a curated record
AUGGGUUUGACAGGCAAGGUGAUUCUCCCGCUGUUCGGGGCGUUGAUGCUCUGCGGGCUCGUUAUCGGUGCCUAUUCCGGAUACGAUGACGUCAACAGCCUGCCACCCGAGGAGAAGCGUCGCAUCAUUCGCGAACUGAUACGCGCUCAAAAGGACAUCCGGAGGGCCCUGCUGAAGGUGCACUACAGCCUGAAUGGUGAGGAAUCCGAAGGAUACGAUGACGAUGAUGACGAAUUCAGGCACGGCUGCUGGGACAAGGAGCUGGCCGGCUUCCGCGCAAACCUGGAGGAAAAGAUGGCCUCCCUAUCGAGCGGUCUUAAGCUAUCGAACGAAAUGAUGGACGAGAUCGCGGAGCGCAUCAAACCUGGCCAUCAUGGCAAUUACGAGUCGGGCUACGGAGGAGGGCCGGAGUAUGGAGGAGGCCCGGCGUACGGUGGAGGCCCGGAGUACGGAUACGGCCCAGGAUAUGGCGGUGACUACGGAAACCCCGGAUACGGACCGGGCUAUGGCCCGAAGCCACGACCACCGCGACCAACGAAGCCCCCACUAACGACGACACCGGAAACGACCAGCUGGAGGCCCACGACCACGGAAUCCUAUGGAACGGGUGAUAAUGAUGAUGAUAGCAGUGAAUACUACGCACGGAAACGCGGAGCCAACCGACGCUACGGCCGAGACCUUAAUGUGGACGCCGCGGUGGAGGAACAGGAAGUGAAGCACGAGCCAGGAGUAGCCGUGGACGAUGCGGAACAGCCAGGAAUCGAUAGCGACGUAGCGGAAGCUCUGGAUACACUCUUCGAAGACAAGGAAUAG